This is a messenger RNA of Rhincodon typus (whale shark), 1171 nucleotides long. It is a transcript of the gene c29h19orf25, whose product is annotated as chromosome 29 C19orf25 homolog. The transcript is spliced from 2 exons. Lineage: Eukaryota; Metazoa; Chordata; Chondrichthyes; Orectolobiformes; Rhincodontidae. Bases 264 to 620 code for a protein of 118 amino acids. The record is from RefSeq and is a predicted model, not a curated record.
GGUGUCUCAUAAACUGAGUCACUAACCUGAGUAUUUUGCUAUCAGUUUGAACAAUUCAACUAGAAAUAUUCCUACUUGACAGAUGGUUUUAUUGUGUGUAAUGUAUCUGAGAAUUGUGUGUGGGUGAAGACACUCAUACAGGGGUAUUGUAAUGAACAGCUCACUGUGCAUGGUUCUCUUUUUGGUUAAAAAGAAAAUGUUACAAUAGCUGAUUGGUGUGUGUAUGUUUCUUUUUGCGUAAGAUUCACAGAAACAGAGGUGGUAUGUCAUCAAAAAACAAGAAGCGUGUCAUUUUGCCAACUCGACCUGAGCCUCCCACUAUCGAGCAGAUUCUGGAGGAUGUCAGAAGUGCCAGACCAUCUGAUCCAGUAUUCACUUCAUUAGCUGAAGGCUCUGAGGAAUUUCUGAUUCCAGUGAGAGCAGAAGUGUUGCUGCCAGAUGUUGAAACCCAAUACCAGCAAAGCAAAGCUUAUGUUGAACUGAAUAAACGUUUACAAGUGGAGCAUCACGAGUUGGCAUCACGAUCCAAAGAAUUGAAGAAAGCAGGGGAACAACUUGAUCUAAGUAUUUCUGAAAUUAAAGAUAAGCAUUUUCAAAACCAAGCAAAUGAUAAAGAAUAGUUUAUAAUUAGAACUAAAUUCUAGCUGAUGGAAGUUAAGAAAUCAGCUACUUUGACUGGACGCUGUUUGCGGUUUAAGUAUGAUUUUUCCCUCUGGUUUUGUGAAACAGAUGAAGAGGUGGCUUUACAUAUUUCAGAGAUACUGGAUCAAAAUGGUUAUGUUGGAUUUGUGGAGCACCAAGACCAAGUGGCUGGACGACUGAUGAUAAAAGAAGUAACUAAUGUUAUCCAGCAAAGUAAAAUCACCAUCAUCAUUUUGUCACAAAGUUCCAUGGGCAAUGGCUGGUGUCGCAGAGUCUCUGAGUGGAACUUGCAGCAUUCGAUUGAGAAGGGAAGCAAGGUUCUUCCAGUCUACUUUAAUAUAAAGACAGAACAAAUUCCACCAGUUUUUAGACACAUUAAUGGACUUCAUUACGAUUCCAAAUUUUUUACUAAAAGAUUGCUGGAAAGCCUGAAAUCAAGAAAGAAAUCAACAUAUAAAUCUGCUAAUCAAAUGAAAGAUUGUUUAGAACAAAGCAAAUAAAUAUCAUUGGAGUAGGUUAGAAGCAUCAA